Molecule: messenger RNA, 1155 nt
Organism: Prosopis cineraria
Lineage: Eukaryota; Viridiplantae; Streptophyta; Magnoliopsida; Fabales; Fabaceae
Exons: 3
Coding region: 71-1120 (349 amino acids)
Source: RefSeq, a predicted model, not a curated record
AGGCGUUUUCCGCCUGCUUUUCUCGCUGCCUUUCGUCAGCGUACACAAACACACCAACGAGGAGAGAGCAAUGAAGAGGCAAAAUAGCACGGUGUCAUCGUCGUCACGCCGAGAAAAUGCGCCGGAGAUGAUUCAAUCCAAAGCCAUUGGCUGCAUGUCCGGCAUCAUCCAUCUCGUCUGCAAGCCUCACUCCUCUCGCAGAUUCCUCACCUUCGGAAAGAAGCAGAUUAAGAAUGAGAGUUCAUUUCCAGCAAAAGCAGAACUGCCAAAACAAGCUCUCGUGGAAGAAGGAGAAAACUUCAAUGAGGUCAAACCCAAUGCUUGUCUCAAUCCCAUGUUGUCACGCGAAGCACCAAGGAGCCCCACUCUUCCUGCUGAUAUUCGCCGAUCAAAUCCUGCGAAAACACCGGAGAAUCUCAGAACUCCGCCGGCGCUUGUGGCGAGGCUGAUGGGAUUGGAUGAGGGUCCGGCGGCGACGAAACCAGAAUCUGUAGCGGAUAAAAGAGAAAGGCUGUUGAAUGCGCUUCAGAAAUGCGACGAAGAUCUAAAGGCACUAAAGAAGAUCAUCGAGGCCGUACGAUCGGCAGAUCAGCAACGAACACCCUCGCUGGAGGUGGUAUCGAAAAACGGGAGUUGCUUUGAGGAUAAAAUCAGAACGGUAACGGAAGUUAAUUGUUCGGAGUUUAAAGGCGAGCAGCAGCCAAGUCCAGUGUCCGUGCUCGAUGAGGUGACUCGGUCCCCUGUGAGUUUCAGGAAUUACUCGCAACAACAUUCAAAUCAAAUUGGGCGAGUGCAGCAGCAGAAGAUACAGCUGCAGAAGAAGCCAGGAGAGGAAAACACAUGUUUCUACGAGAAAAUUAUGACAAGCGAGUUGGUGCAUAAGAAAGUGAAGGACGAAGAAGAGGAAUCGGUGAUGUGGAGCAAGAGGGCAAUGAUAGAGAGUGUGGAGGAAGUGUGUAGGGACAUUGUAUGGGGAGAGAAGCGAGAGAUUGGAAGAAUAGGUUUGGCUUUACAUGAUCAUAUUUGCAGGGACUUGAUUGAUGAAAUUGUUCGAGAUUUGGGUUGUUGUUGCUUUAAUGACCUGCCCUUCGAGGCCUGUAAGAGAAGACUCUCUUUCUGAUUUUUGUCAAUAAGGUAUUGUUUUCCUGUUGAUUA